UUUUUUUUUUUUUUGUAUAUUUCCCCUUGGAUCUUAUUCCAAUUUCCUUCUUUCAUUUUUGUAACUUUUCUCUGAAAUUCCUGCUUCACAUAUCGAAUCAGGAAGGUGAUUCUGGAAACUGGGAAGCAUAAAGCAUUUCAUUGUUGAAUUCUACAGACUGCAAUUUGCAAAGCUUCCGGACAUGGUGAGAUCAUUUGAAGACGAAAUUAUCCUUAGCUACAAUGACCUGGUGCUUCGACGCUCUGACUUAAGCAUCCUUAGUGGACCACGUUUUCUCAACGACCGUAUUAUCGAGUUCUACUUCAGCUAUCUACCCUUAAUCUAUCCUUCCAAUGACAUCUAUCUCGUACCACCUUCAAUUGCUUUCUGGUUGCAAAACUGUACAGAUGAAGAAACCUUAAAAGAUUUCGCUGAGCCUCUAAAUCUACCUGCUAAAACCCUAGUCAUAUUUGCAGUCAACAACAACGACGAUGUUACUGCAGCUGAGGCUGGAACUCAUUGGAGUUUGCUUGUAUUUUACAGAUUUGCAAACGUAUUUGUUCAUCAUGAUAGCUUAAGGGGAUCAAACUGUGCGUAUUCCAGAAAGCUUUAUGAAUCUGUAGCAAGGUACAUGGGUAACUCGGACUCUCAUAUCCCCUAUUUAGAGAACGAGCUCUCCCCUCAACAACAAAAUGGCUAUGACUGUGGAUUGUUUGUAAUUGCCAUUGCAGAAGUUAUAUGCAAAUGGUACACGAGCAGUAAUCGUGUUGAUGGGGAACAUCUUUGGUAUUCUGAUGUAAAGGAGCAGGUAACGCCUUCGUCUGUUUCAGAAAUGCGUGGCGGGAUUCUGAAUUUGAUUAAAGGACUUAUGUUUGCUGAGAACUAGAACAUUUCGACACGGCCAUUUACAUUGUGAAUACAACAGUUUUGCAAAAAAAAAUUGUGUGGAGGUAAAUGUCAGAAUGUGACUAACGCGCUAUCGACUUUACAGGUUAAGGUUUAGAUCAAACUUUGUGCUGUGCUACUCCAUGAUUGUGUACUUUGAUAUGUUAAUGCUUAGUAAAAUUUCAUUUUCUCUAUCCCAUCAUCUUGUAUUCUUGUCCCACAUAGCAUAGUUGAUGGGUUUCAAAACCUUUAAGUUAGAGUUUGAUUAGGAUAUUAUUCAACAUAUUCCUAAGUCCUAACAAUCGAUCAUGACCAUUCCAAACUUUUUAUGGUAUGAAAAUAAAUACAUGCUCAUAAUAAAAUACUAUAUGCUAGUAAUAUUGUACCAUUUGAUAAGUAUUGUAAUUAUGAUAUUUGUCAUUUUCUAA
Messenger RNA from Amaranthus tricolor (Joseph's coat), 1292 nucleotides. Its product is annotated as NEDD8-specific protease 1. The record is from RefSeq and is a predicted model, not a curated record. NCBI's taxonomy places the organism in Eukaryota, Viridiplantae, Streptophyta, Magnoliopsida, Caryophyllales, Amaranthaceae. Gene Ontology annotation, molecular function: deNEDDylase activity; cysteine-type peptidase activity. Gene Ontology annotation, biological process: proteolysis. Bases 182 to 865 code for a protein of 227 amino acids. The transcript has 2 exons.